Molecule: messenger RNA, 1419 nt
Organism: Suillus subaureus
Lineage: Eukaryota; Fungi; Basidiomycota; Agaricomycetes; Boletales; Suillaceae
Exons: 4
Coding region: 26-1018 (330 amino acids)
Source: RefSeq, a predicted model, not a curated record
GGCUGUGCUCUAUGUUUGUCUUCUAAUGAGCGUCAUCGAAACAGUUUUCUUCACGUCCCUCAUCAUACUUUUAGGAUGGUUCUACACACGCAAAAGCACGUCUUUUCCUAUCAUCGUACUUCUUCACUCGUUAUAUUCCCUAUACGCUCUCAUCCAACGCUCACCAAACCUCUUCUCCCGUCUACGUAUCCCUCUUACUCUCCCCGUUGACCGUAUUCGUGCGUUAUUACUAUCAGAAGCUGGAUUUGGAGCAGGAGCAGGAGAUGGUGGACUUGCAGUGUCCAUGCCAAUGCCACCUGAUCUCGAACUUUUACUAAGUCGCCUCAAGACGGAUGAAUCGAGGGGGUGGUUCGUUCGGUUUGGUCAAAGGGCGCUACAGACAUGCGCUCCAUGUACCUCUGCGGGUGAUUAUGCCCUCUUUGUAUUCGCAGGUGCCCUUAUCGCUUAUGUCCGUACUGCUGCGGUGUUGUUGUUGCUUACUUCCAGCGCGAAUGGAAGGGAUAGAUGGAGGGGGUAUGUUUUAGGCGUCUUAGUAUGUGCAGCCCUCGCAGAAGGCUACCUCCUAGUUUCCGUUAGCGCAGCUCCACUCCCAAGAGACGGAACUCGAGUCUUCAUGUGGCAUGACAACAUCCAAUUUACACGCCAAGCGCUCUUCCUUCUUCUCCCAAUCCUUACCCAAUUCCUCCCAGAGAUACAAAAUCCAGGACCACCCAGCAUGUCCCUCGCCCCAGCUCUCGCACACCUCGAGCGUUCUAUCCCUCGAGCACAUUUGUUAAAAUACACACGUGCUGCUGUUAUGCGCGACCCUGAACUGCGCGAACGCGCGGUAAGGUGGUGGACAAGGAAGAAGAGGGAGGGAGAUGCCGGGAGAGAAGAUGAGGCGGUGCAGAGGGCGGCGCUGAAGAUGGGGCUUGGGUUUGCUGAUGCUGAAGGUGGUGGGGAGGGGAAGUUGAGGAUGAGCGCGAGAAUGGCGAUAGAGUCCUUGAAGGGGUUGUUUAUUACCCCUGUGGGUCCUUGAGUGUCGCGAUCACGUUUGAUGCACAGGCGUUCGUGUGGUUUGUGCUAUCGAUUGGCUACAUCACUAGCGUGUAUGAUACGUGACUGCAACGUUUUUUCAAUCCCAUCUUGGUACCAGGCAAAGUAUUGGUAUUGUUGCUUCUUAGCGGGUAGGGUAUAGCACGGGCAUGGGGGUCACGGGUAUGGCGGGUACGGAUACGGUGUCGAGAUGUGUUACCCGUGGCCAUACCGUACCCGUCAGCACGGUGUACGGGUAUGUUCACGGGUAGCUGCGCUAUCUCCGAAUGUUCUCCGCGGUGCUAUAUGUUGGACAUGACAAGGAUUCGCCACUCACUACGAUCCUUAUUUUUCGGAGGGUCGUUGACUGCAACAGUGACCCACUGCUUCGAUCCUAUUUCUCGC